Oncorhynchus masou masou (cherry salmon) is the source of this 1558-nucleotide messenger RNA. RefSeq names its product zinc finger protein ZFP2-like. Gene Ontology annotation, molecular function: DNA-binding transcription factor activity, RNA polymerase II-specific; RNA polymerase II transcription regulatory region sequence-specific DNA binding. The record is from RefSeq and is a predicted model, not a curated record. The annotation marks the transcript as partial. Lineage: Eukaryota; Metazoa; Chordata; Actinopteri; Salmoniformes; Salmonidae. The transcript is spliced from 4 exons. Gene Ontology annotation, cellular component: nucleus. Gene Ontology annotation, biological process: regulation of transcription by RNA polymerase II.
AUGGUAGUGAGGGACUCUGCCCCUACUGACCCACUGAACCCCUUCUCCCAAGGAAUGAGUCCUAAUUCCUGCCACGGUAGUGAGGGAACUACCUCAACACCAGGAGCGGUGGAACGACAACACCAGGAGAAAGAGAAGACGCGGGCGACCAAACGGAAGAAGAGUCCAGAACAAAAGCAACCGAAGAAAAAAGAGAAACCGAAGAAGGAAAAGAAUCCGAAGCAGAAGAAAGCUAAGAUGACCCACCGCUGCUUUAAAUGUGGAGAGGAUUCUCCCGCGUCUCUGACAUGCUCUUACACCAGACCAUUCAUAUUGAUGGAGCGACCAUGUUCAAAACCAAGAAGGUUCACCGCUGCGAGAGAAACCCUUUCCAGUGCUCUGUGCGGGAAGAGAUUCGCUCAGAAAGGAAAUCUGAAAAUACACCAGAGUGUGCACAAAGGAGAAGUCAGGAAUCCCAGUUUCUGGCCUGACAUCGUGGAGAGGCUUCCUACAAUAGGUGUCCCAGACCAAUACCAUGACAACCACACAGCUAAGCCAAUAGGAGUCCCGGACCACUACCAUGACAACCACACAGCUAAGCCAAUAGGAGUCCCGGACCAAUACCAUGACAACCACACAGCUAAGCCAAUAGGAGUCCCGGACCACUACCAUGACAACCACACAGCUAAACCAAUAGGAGAGGAAUGCCAAACUCCAUCAACUCCAGAGGUACACAUGAGAACUCACACUGUGGAGAACCAGUCGAAUCCGCAGUGCCCUCUCUGCGGGGCAGAGUUCUCUCAGAGAGGCCUUCUGGAUGAUCACCUGAUGAUCGCCCACUCCCAUGAGAAACCAGAGAAGCCUUACCCCUGUCCACACUGUGGGAAGAGAUUCUCCAGCAAGAGUUACAUCAAGAUUCACCAGAAGAUCCACAGUGGGAAGAUUUCUUACCACUGCGCCCAGUGUGAUAAGACUUUCCUGUCAGCGGAGGGGCUCAAGAAGCACGAGAGCGCUCACCGAGGAGAGAGGCCGUACCGAUGCCCUGCGUGUGGCAAGUGUUUCAAACAGCAAUCCCAGCUGACCUGUCACUUCAAGAUCCACACCGGAGAGAGGAGCCAUCUCUGCUUCCUGUGUGGGAAGAGUUUCGCCAGAGAGUUUGACCUCCGGGUGCAUCUCAGAGUCCACUCUGGAGAGAAACCCUACCAGUGCCACGAGUGUGGCAAGAGCUACAGGUACAGAGCAGGCAUCCGGUCACACAUGCAGCAGAUGCACCCUGGGAAGCCUAUAGUGGAACCAACCCCACCCAUCCCCACGGGCCCACGCUACGGCGGUGGAGGAAGUGGUCCUCCUACAUCCCUCAUCAGAAAGGAUCCUGGUGACCAAUCCAGCCCCAAAGCUAUAGAGGCCCAGGGUCCUGAUACAAGCCAUGGCAGCAAGGCGUCCAGUCAAACGCCUCGGUUGAAGGCCAGAGCUGAAGAAGAGGAGGAGGAAGAGGAGGAAGAAGAAGAAGAGGUGAACGUUGAUGGUUCGGGUAAUUCUGAAGAAGACGACGCCAGUUGGAAACCUGCUCUUCGUCUUG